This is a messenger RNA of Penicillium cataractarum, 1404 nucleotides long. RefSeq lists its product as uncharacterized. The coding region runs from base 1 to 1404 and encodes 467 amino acids. NCBI's taxonomy places the organism in Eukaryota, Fungi, Ascomycota, Eurotiomycetes, Eurotiales, Aspergillaceae. The transcript has a single exon. The record is from RefSeq and is a predicted model, not a curated record.
AUGCCUCGCCCUGCUCCCAAGCGAAACCGAUUGACAAAAGGCAACAAGGUUGCUAAAUCCAAAUCCACCGAACAACCCGACCAGACCGACUCCAAUGCCGCCAAAUCACCACCACAGAGCGCGUCCGAGGACCCUCGACGCACACUUCGAAGCCAGACACCCCUGACCCAGCGCAAUGAGCAUGCGAUCGAGUCCUCGCCUACUGGAGAACGGCCAGGCACUGGGAGCUGUCCUGGAACUGGUAGUCGACCUCCUACGCGAUCUCGUGGUUACUCGUCAACACUAUCCUUUGCGGGGCGCAAAGGCGACACGAGCUCGCGCAUUCCUGAUACACCUGGUUUCGAGAACUCCGUUCUCAGAAACUUCCGGCGUCGCCCACGACAGCAGAGUAUUUUGCAAAUGAUGCAAGCAGAGGAUGACACACUAGAGUUGGACGACGAGGAUUUCUUGGGCGGGCUCAGUCCCGAGGAUGAAUCGACACCAUUACACCUUUCUCGAGGAAAAUCGCUUCUGAUACGACAAGAUGAUCAGUCGCAAUCGCCUUCAGAAUCUCUACCUUCAUCAGGCGGGUCGCGCAAGCGCAAGCGCUCUGAUCAAAUCCAAGUCCCCCAGUCGCUUUCCGUGGUGAUCACGAAUACCGUCGUGGAAACCAUCGAGGAUACCCCUCAUCCUACACCUGAUAUUCGCGAACCGACUCCCGAUGUGCCCGAUGAAACCCCUCGACCCCUACGAUUUGCCGAGAUCUUGAGCCAAACGAUGCUUCCUCCCGACAGCAGUCCUAUGAGCUCUAUCGCCACGGGUCCUGGAUCUCCAGGCAUAAUUCCCCAGCGCGGCCUCGCAGGCAAAAGAUUCAGAGACCCAGCUCAUAUGUCUACCGCUGUAUUACAAGAAAGACUGCUCCCAAGGCGACGACAGCGCCCGCGCAGAGGCCGGCCUGUGGAUCAGUUUGAUCUCCCCAGUGAUGAGAGUGACGAUGGCAUGCAGAAUGCGGCGUCUGGCGAUGAGGAUGAGCUGGGCUACCUACCUGUUCGACGAUCCAGGCGGAGCGGGACGAGCAAACCUGAACCUUUGGGCAAUGCUCGAGACAAGUCCAAACUUAACAAUCAAAAACAAAGAAAAACUCGGUCCAAGUCUGCCCCAGCUGCGAAAUCAACGGUCGUGCAAAAAUCAACAAGACGCUCGCGGUCGCGCAGGAGUGGAGAUAUCGACAAGGAGAAUGAGCAAUACUUGUCAACACCAUCCUCACCUCUAUCCUCUCCGCCCGAUUCAGAAGCAUCCGAGUCCGAAGCAGAAGUCCAACCGCGUCGCAUCAUGAGCGAAGAAUUGCGCGCUGCAGCGGCCAAGUUUGCCGAGGUCGAUAAAUGGGAAAUGGAGUUUGAAGAUGUUUCAGCGUCGGAAGUAUAA